This is a messenger RNA of Filobasidium floriforme, 660 nucleotides long. RefSeq lists its product as uncharacterized. The coding region runs from base 1 to 660 and encodes 219 amino acids. The transcript is spliced from 3 exons. The record is from RefSeq and is a predicted model, not a curated record. Lineage: Eukaryota; Fungi; Basidiomycota; Tremellomycetes; Filobasidiales; Filobasidiaceae.
AUGCCAGAAGACGCCCGGCUCGCUGUGUGGCAGGAGCGUUGCCGUGCCCCUCAACGAGAGGAGCCACAGUUCGUUCCCGAAGAAUCCCCCUUGAUCGAGAUACGGCUGGAGGACCAGGAAGCCAUCGAGAUCGAACAGCAAGAAAUCAUGAUCACUGGAGCUGUAAUUCAGUCUGAACAAGAUAACAUCAACGGAUGGACGGACUAUGAUGCCGGCUAUCGAAGAUGGACACCCCAGGAGAUCCGUAUUCUGCGUCGCGCCGUGUGCGCAUACGGCGAGUCGACUCCUGAAGGCUGGACCGCUACUCAGCGAAUGAUGAACAAGGACGUAGGGGUCAGAGGGCAGUCUUGGUCGCUUCGUCUGCUUCGAUAUCGGUGGUCGAUCGAAGCCGCUGCCUUGAAGGGAGAUGUCACCAGUCCCUUCCGACGGUCCCUGCGGUCUCUACUCUUCAAAUUUGGAUCUCAAACCGCAGACGAAGCUGGUUAUUGGGAUGUCAUGGCGGAGAAGUUACUGGCCAAAUAUCCGGACCAGGCGGAUGUCUUUGGGCCAAUGGGGAACCGCGGCGAACUGCUAAGAGAGAUAUGGGUAUCCAGCGAAGAGCCUAGAAUCUGCAAUACGAGACCUUUCGCUUGGCUAGACUUUGAUGAAUUGUUGGCCUGA